AUGGGCAAGAAGCUUCCUUUGAAGCUUGAAGAGGGAAAGUGGUCAAUGGGAACUCCAGAAAAGAGAUUGCGAGAUGAUGAGUGCUUUCCCGCCGUAGUUGAAUGUAGUUGUUUUGGGGCUACACAGGGUGUAGACAAAGCUUGCUUCCUUCAUCUUUCCUGCUCUUCUCGAUCUUUGGAUAUAGAGGACAACAUUAAGUUGCCUUCCAACUUCAUUAUUGUGACCGUGAUGGAGUAUGUUUCAAGAGUGGCAGAAGAGAAGCUGAAGGUUGAAGUGCAAUGUUUUAGGGCUAACGAAGAGGCUUUGGAGGUUGAGUUUGCUUGUUUCAAGCAGCCUGUUGGGAAGGGAGGACAAAAUGGUGAGUUGAUAAAUAGAUUGCUUGUGGUUGAGGCUGAGGUCAAUGAUAAGGUCGGACAUCUUGUUCAUAAUGUCUUCUUUGCCAUCGAGCAUUGGUUCCCUGAUUGUGACUUCACCUUCCUCGAAAGGAAUUAUACAGAACAGAAUGAACAAAUUGUUGCACCAUUGUCAACCGUACUCGCUUUCACCAUUGUCAACCGUACUCGCUUUCCUCUACAAAAUAGUCCCUUGCUUACCACCACUCCUCAUCAGCUUGUUCCUUUCUUGGAGCUUGAUCUUUAUUGGAAAAAUCAAUCUCCUAAUCUAGAAGACAAUCCUAAGCCAAGGAUUUUGGCCACCCAUCUCCCAUAUGCUUCAUUACCCAAUUCCAUCUUGAAUUCUGGUUGCCGCAUUGUUUAUGUAGCCAGAAAUCCUCUGGAUCAAUUCAUCUCCCGUUGGAAAUUCUUGUCUUCAUGGCAAGAGCAAAACAUGAAUCUGGUUUCAAUUGAGGAAGCCUUCGAGAAGACUUGUAAUGGAGUCCAAUUCUAUGGCCCCGUUUGGGAACAUGUGUUGGGGUACUGGAAGGCCAGUCAAGAGAACCCAGAAAAGGUGCUCUUUCUGAAAUAUGAAGAUAUGCAAGAGAACAUCAUAUCUAAUUUCAAGAAUUUGGCCAAUUUCUUAGGAUGUGCUUUCAGUCAAGUUGAAGAGACGCAAGGAGUGAUAAAAGAAAUAUCAAAGAUUUGUAGUUUUGAUAAUCUGAAAAAUUUAGAAGUGAACAAGAAUGGUAAAUUCUUAUUGAGAUUUGGAAAUGAAGCGUUUUUCAGGAAAGGUACUGUGGGAGAUUGGAGAAAUUAUUUAACAUCUUCAAUGUCGGAUCGCAUGGAGAAGAUACUUGAAGAAAAGCUAUGCGGCUCAGGUUUGUCUUUCAAGAAAUAAUCCAAGAAAAGUAAAAUUUUCGGUGAUUUCUAUUUAAAUUCAGCAAAUUUGAAUGAAUUGUUGUCUAGACUCAAUUAAGUUUGAAUCAAAUUAGUACUUGGGGUGUACUCUUCUUGAUUGUCUCUCUAUCUCAUCAUCAGCUUGUUUCCUAAUUUAAAGUGUACCAGUGUUCUACUCUGUAAUUUAUUAUAUGAAGUUAUAGUGUUAUUGUAUUGGUUAAGUUAUAUAAUAUUAUUCAUGUUAAUUCA
Molecule: messenger RNA, 1520 nt
Organism: Mangifera indica (mango)
Lineage: Eukaryota; Viridiplantae; Streptophyta; Magnoliopsida; Sapindales; Anacardiaceae
Product: cytosolic sulfotransferase 14-like
Exons: 4
Coding region: 1-1272 (423 amino acids)
Biological process (GO): sulfation
Cellular component (GO): cytoplasm
Molecular function (GO): sulfotransferase activity
Source: RefSeq, a predicted model, not a curated record